AUGUCGACGCCGCAUGGCCAGGCGCCGCCCUCGGUGCAUCGUGCAUCGCGGUCAAUUCCGUUCACCCCUGGCCGUGCGAAUAGUCGCGGCGCGGCUAUGAGUGCGAAGCAAUAUGACCGGUAUCUUCGUCGGCUAUCGGCCGUCGAGCACUCGACACGACGCGUCAUGGGCGCUGCUCGUCAUACGCCCUCAAGUGCCUUGCACGAGGAAGAGGAAACUACGCCGAUCGCUCGAACGCCCUCGCAUAUCAGGCUGCCACCUAUGAUCCAGAAACUCGAUCGCGGUCCUUCACCCGUGCCACCGCCCGUGCCUGAGACUCGAGCCAUGUCAUCGGAAUCCUACCUCGACGAAGCCUCGUUUGUUCUCAACCCACUGAGUGGACGCCUGCCUCCCUCCCGCAAAGAGCCCCAGACGCUCGAAGCAUCGCACCAUGUCCCAAGCUUGGCGCUGGCGGACACGACUCUCCAGGACGUGCUCCUCGUGGAAGACUUGCUGUACGUCUUGAUUGGCAUCGAAGGCAACUAUGUCCAAUACGCCCCUGACUUCAAGCCCGACGAUCUCGGUCACAGGCUGAAUGGCGCCCGUUACGUGAUCGAUGCCGCACUGAACCCAUCUAUUCGUGAACUUGUCGAACGCAUCCUGCCGCUCGCAAGCUACUACACAUCCAUCUGUGCUUUUGUCGACUGCGAAUCAGGCCUCGAAUACGGCACAGUCAUGCACGCUUUGUGCGCUGCUGUGCGGCAACAGCUCGAUGCGUACGAAGAGCUCGUGACAGAGAUGGAGGAGCGCUUACUGAGCUCGCCAGAUUUCACGCUGCAGCAAAUGUGGCUCACCAUGCAUCCGAUGCUGCGCACGUUGGGGCUGAUUCACUCUGUCACAUCGGACAUCGCCAGUAUUACGCAUGCCGACGUUCUGCCCCGGGACGAUGAGCCAGACGAGGACGAGGAGGACGAAUCCUCGGAGGCAGGCUACGAUAGCGACGCAUCACAACUAGAACGCGAUCGUCGCGCUUUGCUAGGCCUCGAUGACGGACUUGAGCAGGGUAUCGUAGGCGGCAUCGUCAAGGGCGGAGAAGUGCUUUCCAAGCUCUGGGAUCGCCUCACGCAACUGGGCGGCGACCCCGUGGCGCAUACAUUGUUUUUGGCUCUGUUCCGUGAAGCAUCACAGCCCUACGCUCGCACACUUUUGCGUUGGAUCACGUCAGGCGUGCUCCUCGAUCCGUAUGAAGAGUUUAUGGUCGUGGAAGAUGCACGUGUCACACGCGCGAGCCUCGAAUCCAAUCCGACCGAUGAGUACUGGGAAUGCCGAUACAUGCUCCGUGAUGAGCGCUUUUAUGCACAGCAAGAACAACGGGCACGCGAUGGCGAUCCCGGAGCAGACGAUGUGGACGAAGCGCGAGGCGAACUGACCGGUGGCGCCAAGAUCCCCGCCUUUCUGGAACCUUGGAAGCACAAAAUCCUGCUGGCCGGCAAGUACCUCAAUGCCAUACGCGAAUGCGGUAUUGAUGUCUCCAACGCACAGUCCGAACGCGUUCAAACACUGUUUGGGACCCAGGACGCACACGUCGAGGCGUACCUGGCCCUGGACGCCAAGUUGGAGCGCGUCGUCAUGGACGACGAGGCGUUCUCCGUGUGUAUCGAACGUGCCUACCAACGCGCCAACGCGGCGCUAUUGCGUUUGCUCAAGUGGGACAAGGACAUUAUCGGCCGCUUAUGUGCGCUCAAACACUACUUUUUCUUCUCUCAGUCGGAUUUCCUGCACACGUUUCUCGAUCAGUCCGAGCACGAACUUCGCAAAAUUGUGGAUCCACAACGCAUUCGCGAAACGACACUGCUGCGACUCCAGACACAACUCGACACGGCGCUCGGCAGCUCUGACAGCGUAGGUUUCAUGGAUCCAUACCGGGAAGACUUGCGCGUGGACUUGGCCAAAGAGCGUGCCUACGAUCAGCUGCAGCGUAUCGCCGAUACCAAAGGCGUCGUCGAGAUCGCCAAAUUGCGGGCGAAGCAGCAGGCAGAACGACAACAGCAAGGCACACGGGAAGUGGCCAUGUACCUGCUUCAAUUCGACGUGCACGUCCAAUUUCCAGUAUCGCUCGUCAUCUCCAAGAAAAACAUCCUCCGCUGGCAGUUUAUUCAUCGCUGUCUCCUCCUGUUCAAACUCUUGGAGCGUGCACUGACAGACGUAUGGGUAGAUCAGACCAUGUCAUGGAGGCGGCGGCGUGACAAGCGACCCCAUGCAGCACCGAUGGAGCGGUGGAAAAUGCGGGUACAUCUCUUGCGGCAGCGCAUGUUGCUGCUUGUACAGCAGCUCCUCGCCUUUUACACGAUCGAGAUCAUCGAGCCGAACUGGCACGAACUUGAGCGCAAGCUGCACGAGGCACAGUCGGUGGACGAAUUCAUGAAGCACCACUUUGACUUUUUAAACACGUGCCGAAAAGAGUGCAUGCUGACGGACUAUCGAUACCUGGAAUGCCACAGAAAGCUCAUGAAUACGAUCACCGCCUUCACAGAAAGCAAGCUGCGCUUCGCCGAGCAAUGCGAGGCCAUGCAACAGGCUGUGGAUGCUUGGUACGAACGAGGCGACGAGACCGCAUCGCCGCCUGCCCUGGUCGACGAAGGCGAUAUCCUCACCAAGAUUGAAGCGAGCUGGAACAAGCACUCGCGGACAUUUCGUGACGUCGUCAAUCUGCUUUCCACGACAGACAAUCCAGCCGCACUGCCCCUCGCAUAUCGCUUACAGACCACACUCCGAUAG
Malassezia restricta is the source of this 2757-nucleotide messenger RNA. Its product is annotated as gamma-tubulin complex component 2. Lineage: Eukaryota; Fungi; Basidiomycota; Malasseziomycetes; Malasseziales; Malasseziaceae. The transcript has a single exon. The coding region runs from base 1 to 2757 and encodes 918 amino acids. Gene Ontology annotation, molecular function: gamma-tubulin binding; microtubule minus-end binding. Gene Ontology annotation, biological process: spindle assembly; meiotic cell cycle; cytoplasmic microtubule organization. The record is from RefSeq and is a predicted model, not a curated record. Gene Ontology annotation, cellular component: spindle pole; gamma-tubulin small complex; centrosome.